Harpegnathos saltator (Jerdon's jumping ant) is the source of this 815-nucleotide messenger RNA. Its product is annotated as 40S ribosomal protein S25. The record is from RefSeq and is a predicted model, not a curated record. The coding region runs from base 178 to 771 and encodes 197 amino acids. NCBI's taxonomy places the organism in Eukaryota, Metazoa, Arthropoda, Insecta, Hymenoptera, Formicidae. The transcript has 3 exons.
AACGCAUGAUAGUUUUCAGCUCCGCUCCUUUGUGGACACUUCGGGUCUUUUCCUUGUGCCCUUCCGGCCGACCCACUACUUGAGGGACUCCAGCACGCUCAUUGAUUUAUGCAUAGUGGAUGAUGAGGAGAAAGUCACCAAAUACGGCCAACAGAUGAGAAAAUAUAUAUAAAGUAUAUGGAUGUGCAUGGGGAUGCUGUGGAUGGGAAUGUGGAUCAUGUGGAUAAUAUAUGUAUUGUGUAUAAUGAAGAAAACAGCACAAUAAUACAAAAUGCUUUAAAUUUUUUGUUUAUUUCCGAAGAUGGAUGGAAAUGCACCAAUCAGAACGCAAUAUUUUCAUUUAGCAAGCAAUCCAGCACGAAAACAAGCACCGUGUGCCGCUGGCUUAAGAUUCUUUGUGCAUCUUCAGUCAUGCCGCUUAAAAAAGAUACAAAAGGUUCUUCUAAGCAACCACAGAAAACUCAGAAGAAGAAGGAGGGUGGAUCUGGUGGUAAAGCUAAGAAGAAGAAGUGGUCCAAGGGAAAAGUACGUGACAAGUUAAACAAUCAAAUCCUUUUUGACAAAGCCACGUAUGAAAAGCUACUGAAAGAGGUACCACAGUACAAAUUGAUCACACCCUCUAUUGUCAGUGAAAGACUGAAAAUUAGAGGGUCACUUGCCAGGAAAGCUUUGAUAGAACUUCAACAAAAGGCUUUGAUUAAACAAGUUGUACAACAUCAUGCACAGCUCAUUUACACACGUACCACUAAGGGGGAUGAUCCAGCAAUAUAAUGUAUUUAAAAUGUUUUAAUAUAAAUAAAAAACUUAAUACUCUA